Molecule: messenger RNA, 5122 nt
Organism: Peromyscus californicus insignis
Lineage: Eukaryota; Metazoa; Chordata; Mammalia; Rodentia; Cricetidae
Gene: Ccl19
Product: C-C motif chemokine ligand 19
Exons: 4
Coding region: 1817-2374 (185 amino acids)
Biological process (GO): neutrophil chemotaxis; cellular response to interleukin-1; lymphocyte chemotaxis
Cellular component (GO): extracellular region
Molecular function (GO): CCR chemokine receptor binding; chemokine activity
Source: RefSeq, a predicted model, not a curated record
ACAAGAAGAGCAGAGAACAAACAAAGGUGGGAAGGCAGAGCAGCCACCGCUGUGGAACGGACAGACAGAUGCCUGUGUGGAAAGAGGGCAUGAGAAUGAAGGCUAGCGAGUGCUCACAGUGUGCCAGCCUCUGGGCUAAAAUGCCUUUUACUGAGUAAAACAAGGAAAGCCCAUUUAAUCCGAAAAAGCAAAUGUACUGCUGUCCUCCUUCUGUAGGUAAGGACCCUGGACACAGAGAGGACUAACUGUUGGCCACACAGCCGGUGGGGGUGCUGGCUUACUACCACCUCUGCACACUGUGUGCUCCAGACUGCGUGCUGUGCCCAGCAGACGGUUGGCACAGACAAGGUUGGGGGUGUGGUACUAUUGGUGUGAUUGUUUUCUGUAUGUGCAAAACAAGGAUUACAAUCCGGGGUAAUAAGCACAUGCCUUAGUAUGCCUGGGAGAGUUACACACGGUACUGCCGGCAGAGUGAUUGAACCAGAGCCCAGAGGACAGUCAGAAAUGCUGUUGUUAUUAUUACUAAUGAAUGAAAACAAAGAUAAAUGUGAGAAAUCUAGAGCCAGCUUAGGUGGUAAGGGCACUUGUUAUCAAGCCGAAUGACCUGAGUUUGAUCCCUGGCAUCUCCACAGCGUUAGGAGAGAAUCAACUUCCUCAGAGUUGUCCUCUGACCUCCACUCAUGUGCUGGGACAUACGGCCCUCCCUAGCACACAAAAAAGAAGUGUAAUUUUAAAAUAGUUUUAAGUCAGAGAUGUAAGAAAACAUUGCUCCCCGUCCCCGGUUAAAAAAAGAGGAUCCAAGGGCUGGAGAGAUGGCUAAGCCAGUAAGGUGUUUGCUGUGUGAGCCUGAGUCCCUGGGCUUGGAUCCCCAGAACCCACCUGAAAAGCUGGGCACGGUGGCACACACCUGUACUCUCUGUGCUUGGGGAAGCAGAGACAAAAGGGAUGCCGUGAGCUCACUGACCAGCUGGAAUUGCCAAGCCAGUGAGUCCUGGCUUCAGUGAGAGACCCCCGUCUCCAAAUCUAAGGUGUAGAGUCAUGGAAGAAGACGCCAGAUAUCAACCUCUGGCUCCACAUGGGCAUGCACACAAACAUAUCUGUUUCUAUACAACACACACCUACAGAGGACCCAGAACUUGGGUGCAGAGGGUUGGAUGGGUAUCCCAUGUUAGCUGUUCUUUUGAGGUCCUCGCUUCUAAUCUUUCUCACAAGGAUGGGGAAAUCACUAAUUCCUCCCCCAUCUGUCAAUUCCUUGAAAUUUAGGGAUUUGUCUCAGAAGGGGCUGGCCAGCCCCUCUCCUUAGAAAUCCCCUCUUCGUUCCCAGGAUGGAGGGAAGGGAAAGAUGGAGGGGGCUGUUCUAGCCCAGGCUCUCUCCUCCAGCUGUUCCUCUGACCUAGGCACUGGAUUUGAGAAAUGGGCAAUGCCUUGUAGAUGCAGGUGGUUGAGUCGCAGGGGCCCAAGAGGUAGGACAAGGGUCCUGGGCCCUGUCCUUAGGAACCUUCCCUUCCAGCCCUGCUUGUCAACUCCACUCCUAACUCUCUCCCACCCUCACCAGCACUUCUAAGGCCCGGGCCUGCGGCUGACGGUGCCAAUGGUACUAACAAGAGACAGCACACACCCUCUCCCUGGAAAUGACAGGACACAGCGUUUCUAUUUUUUUAUUUUUUUGGCCAGACUGUGGAAGUUCUCAGAGCUAAAGCCAAAGAAAGCAGAGGGAAAGCCACUGAGUGAGGGGAAGAAGGAAGCCAAGGUCAUGUUUUGCCAAAAGAAAAAAAAAAGGGGUAGAGGGGGGUAAACGGGAAGACCCAAAUGGGCCAUGGCGGGGAAUUUUGGGACAGAAAGUGAAAGCUUGGGGCAUAAAUUGGAGCCAGUGGCAGCCUCACACAGGCUCACACGGGCUCACACAGGCUCACAUCCUCUUGCCUCUGGACCCCAUCACACCACUCUAGGACACCCAUCACUCUCUGUACACCCCGCAGAGCCUGAGCCUCUCACAGAUUCCUGCACACACCCAGGAACUCUCAGGCCUGCACAUUCUCUGUGGCCCUGCCUCAGAUCACCUGCCAUGGCACCCGGUGCGGCCCCACUACUGGCCUUCAGCCUGCUGGUUCUCGGGACCUUCCUAGCCCCAGCUCUUGGGGGUGCUAACGAUGCGGAAGAUUGCUGCCUGUCUGUGACCCAGCGCCCCAUCCCUGGGAACAUCGUGAAAGCCUUCCGCUACCUUCUUCUCAAGGAUGGUUGCAGGGUUCCUGCUGUUGUGUUCACCACACUAAGGGGCUACCAGCUCUGCGCACCCCCAGACCAGCCUUGGGUGGAACGCCUCAUCCGAAGACUGAAGAAGUCCGCUGCCAAGAGCAAGCACAACAGCGGUUAACCAUGACAGCACCAAAGGAGCCCUGUGUCUUGAGAAAAGGGAUAUGAAUCGCCCUGGCCCUAGGAACCAAGGACCAGAAGAGAAGACCAGGCCUCCUGAUCCUCUGCUCCAGACCUAACCCAGGCGGGGCUGUGCCUAGAGAAUCAAUGUGAAUGUGGGUGUGAACAAGAGUUUGUGUGCCGAGAGAGAGCACAGUCUCUCCAAGGCUAGACUGCAGUGCUUCCAAUAAAGCUGUUUGGUACCCGUGGAUCUGUCUGUUCACUCUCCCCAGGAGAACAGGAAUAGGAUGGGAGGAGGUGGAAUGGCAGGCUAUAUUUUGCACCCUGAGUUCUAAGCAAUCUGUUCACCGGCCUCCACCUAACACCCUGACGCUCCCAGAACCAGCCCCACAAUUAAGGACCUAGCUCAUGUUUCCCCAGCCCAUUAUACUGCAUUCAGCUACACAAAACUUGCAUCAGCUCUCGGAACAAAGUCCCCAAGAAGCCUCAGAUCUUUCAGGCUUUGGCAUCCAGGGGUUUGAUCAUCCAGGUGUCUCAGGGAUGAGGAGUAAGGAGCUUCGAUGGGGAUGAGAGGGUGUGCCUCUGCUGUCUAGACCUGCUCAGCCACCGAGUUGUUCCCUCUUCUCCCUCCUCUGCCCUACUGGCUUCCUUCUGGGUCUGGAUGUUUCCUCCUCCAGGAAAUCAUCCCUGACUCAGACUGGGUUAGCUUUGCUUCCUCCCAAAUCUCCAUGGCUCUGCACCUUGUUCUCCCCUACACAACACCCACCUACACACACACACACACACACACACACACACACACACACACACACACAGAAACUCAUUACAGUAACCUGUUUUGCUAGCUCGCCCUUCUCCCUGGACAAAGGUCAUAUCUGUGUUGGUUUCCAACAGAUAGGGAGUCAAUAACAUUUGCUUAGAGAAUGAACAAAUAUGAGAGAACGGGAUCAACAACCGUGGAGGAUAGCCCCAUCUUCUAUUCCAUCCAUUCUAAAUCUGACCUCCAGACCAGAUGUCCCGAGCAGGGUCCUGUCCCAUCAGAGCAAUCCUGGGGCCAGAUAUCAAAGACACUGACUGGGAGCCAGGGAUUGGGGAAGGAAGACAGGCCCAUGGGGUGGAAGAAAGAGCAGCCAGGGACACUUGCAAGAUCCAGCAUGGAAGAGCCUGGUGGCCAUCACCUCUGUGCACACAGGCAACACUGGGUCUUAGGGAAAGAGUCUUGUCUGCAGGACAAAGGCCCUGUGGCUCUUGGAACAGUCCACAGCAAUGCUCUGUGCCUGGGAGGCUUCCUAUGGAAGCUUCCAGAGGGUGACCUCCUCCAAGGGCCUGUCCAGUGGGAGUGGCAAGUCUGAGUUGCUAGGAUCAGACAGAUUCUCUUCGCCUUGCCUGGGAAGAGAAGCCAUCAUUAUAUCAGAUAUACAUCAGCCAGUAACCAAGUCAGGCCUGGCUGGACAGGCCUUUAAAGCGAAGUUGUAGUGAGGGGAUCGUGCUCCCCCACCCCUCUCCAGCUCUCAGGCAUCCCUGUCUUUGCUGUCCAGACAGGUGUUGAAUCAUCCAGGUGUCUGAGAGAUCAAGUGUCAGUGAGAGAGGUGGCAGGAGAGAGGGGUGAAGAGGAGGGGCAGAAGUCUAGAGUGACUGGAGGUGUGGCAGCCUCUUCCUCAUCUUCCACAGACAGGUGUUCAAAACCUCAAGUAUCUCAGGUCUCAGAGUCACAAAGGGCUAGAAAAUUGUUUCUACUGCCUGAGGUAAAUUACCCACUCAUUCAUGCAUCCAGCCUGCAGCUGCCAUCCAUCCAUUCACCACCCCCAUACCCAUUUCCCGUGUACCAAUCCAUUAAUCUGUAGAGUCACCCAGCCAUGGAGCACUCUGCCUCCCACAGACAAAAGAUAAACACAGAUGGGGCGGGAGAUGUUGCCUCAGAUCUUGUUCAGGUCCCGAGAAGUCAGCUUGCCUUGAAAGCAGACAUAAAUCCUCACUCUGGUGCCUCUGGCCUCAAGAGGAAUAUGAAGAACAGAAGAAGCAAGUAUGAAGCCCUGCCCAAGGUGCUACCAGGACAGAAGCCCUUGGACAUUAUCUCCGUGGCAGUGAUGGGGGGGAAGUUGAAGAGCAAAUCCUGAUCCCAGUGUCUGGGUCCAUCUCCACCUUAUCACUGAGUGACACUGGGCAAGUUCCCUCCACAUUCUCCAGCCCAGGGCUCCAGUGCCCGGUGUCCAGUAGCAGGGAAGGGCCUGACCAGGACUCCAGUGCCUGGUGUCCAGUAGCAGGGAAGGGCCUGACCAGGGUUCCAGUGCCCUGAGUCCAGUAGCAGGGAAGGGCCUGACCAGGGCUCCAGUGCCCUGAGUCCAGUAGCAGGGAAGGGCCUGACCAGGGCUCCAGUGCCCGGUGUCCAGUAGCAGGGAAGGGCCUGACCAGGGCUCCAGUGCCCGGUGUCCAGUAGCAGGGAAGGGCCUGACCAGGGCUCCAGUGCCCGGUGUCCAGUAGCAGGGAAGGGCCUGAUUGUUGAGUCUUUCGAAAGACUUGACUUCUGGAUCUUCAGAGCUCACACUAAACCUUCAACUUGGUACAGGCUUCCCCAACAGCCGGCACACCUAGAAACGUUCCCACUUCUUAGGACCCCAGGGCUAUCUUCUGGAGGCUAAGGGGGGAUAACCUAGGGGCUAGCGGCAUGCCUUGUAUCAGGUAGUCUCCUGCUUGACUAGGAAAGCCUGGGAAAUUCAGAAUUUAGGGCGUGAACACCCCGUAAGAGACA